Thalassophryne amazonica is the source of this 1431-nucleotide messenger RNA. RefSeq names its product BTB/POZ domain-containing protein 17-like. The transcript is spliced from 3 exons. Bases 1 to 1413 code for a protein of 470 amino acids. The record is from RefSeq and is a predicted model, not a curated record. Lineage: Eukaryota; Metazoa; Chordata; Actinopteri; Batrachoidiformes; Batrachoididae. Gene Ontology annotation, molecular function: protein binding.
AUGUCGGCACAGACGCUAACAGCCAACGAACAGUUUGCUGUGGACAGUUUGCCAACUGUUGAUGGGCCCCCAGACGGAGAUGCUGGCAGGGACACCAUCAGCCACUCUGUGUCUAUUGUGCAGCGUCUCGAGGCCCUACUGCUCCAGGGGAAUGGAAGCGACGUGUUCUUGAGGGUGGAGACACGGAAUGCCGAUGAGGUGAAGGUGAUUCAGGCUCACUCUCUGGUGUUGUCCUUGCAGAGUCCCAUCUUUGAGAAGAUGCUUCUGACUCGUAACAGCAGCACCCUGAUCCUCAAAGAGACCUCUGACUGCACUGCUGUCUUUGCCAAGUUCAUAAGGUAUCUGUAUUGUGGGGAAAUUUCUAUACAUCUGGAUCAGGCCACCCCUUUGCACAAGUUGGCCUCCAAAUACCAUGUGCACAGCCUCCAGCAGGGCCUUACCCACUACAUGACCCAGAAUUUGGCCCGAGAUUCCCCCUCGGCCCAUGUGGUGGGCUGGUAUGAGUAUGCACUGCAUGCCGGAGAUGUAACUUUGAGGGACAACUGCCUUCAGUACCUGGCCUGGAACCUGUCUUCGGUGCUGCAUAAUGGAGAGUGGGUGACUAUCAGUAACCACCUCCUCAUGUCUUUGCUCCAACGUUCUGACCUUAUCCUUCAGAGUGAGAUGGAGCUUUUUGCAGCUUUGGAGGCUUGGAUCAUUCAUAAUGCACCAGAUGGUCUGACAGUGGAGAAUGCAUUGAGAGCAGUGCGCUAUGCCAUGAUGCCCCCAAGGGAGCUGUUCCGCAUACAGACCCAGUCCACCAUUCUGGCUCGCUAUCAGGAGUCUGUGCGUGACCUGCUGUAUAUGUCAUACCAGUUUCACUCAUCAUCACCACUGCAUAUGGCCAAAUACUUUGACGUCAACUGCAGCCUCUUCAUGCCCAGGAAUUACCUGUCCCCAGUGUGGGGCUCACUCUGGGUCAUUAACAACCCCACACGAGAUGAUCGCAGUACCAGCUUCCAGACGCAGUUAGGUCCCAGUGAGCAUGAUGCCAGCAAGCGAGUGACAUGGAAUGCCCUCUUCUCCCCACGCUGGUUACCCCUCAGCAUGCGGUCAGUGUUCACUGAGAUGGGCCCCAUGCAGCCAACACGUGUAGAGGGAGGGCGGCCUUGCAUCAUCAUUACACCGGCCACUUCCAGCGCAGACUUUGCAGGAGUAACCUUCCAGAAGACCAUGCUGGUGAUGGCUCAGCAGCAUGGAAAGCUGGUGGUGAAACACGUAUACAAUUUCCACCAGAGCACAGAGGAAAAUGGCGACUUCUUAGAUGACGUUGAUCUCUACCGCCAAACAUCUGAAUACCUCAUUGAUGGUUCUCUCUGCCUCCACAUUGUUGUAAAACCUUUGUACCAAACUCUCAUAACAACCAAAAACUGAACUUGUGGACAAUCCCAA